Messenger RNA from Thlaspi arvense, 1099 nucleotides. The record is from the annotation of a GenBank genome assembly. NCBI's taxonomy places the organism in Eukaryota, Viridiplantae, Streptophyta, Magnoliopsida, Brassicales, Brassicaceae.
AUGGUGAGCUUGCAAGCGGAGAGUAUCGUAAACACUGUGGCUUUCCCCAUGGUCUUCAAAGCCGCCUUGGAGCUUGGCGUCAUUGACACCAUCGCUGCUGCAGGCAAAGGCGCGUGCAUGGCUCUCACCAUCCGAGAUAACGCCGAACCGGUUUGCAAGUAUUUCUUGAAAGAUAGUGACGGUUCUGGUUCUCUUGCCUCUUUGUUCUUAUUGUUCCAUACCCAAGUCCAUUUCAAUACUUGGACGAAUCUCAAAGAUGUAAUACUAAAUGGAACGGAUGCAUUCAUCGCCGCACAAGGCAUGCGACUUUUCGAAUACAUUAGUUCGGACGAACAGUUCGGUGAGGUGUUUCACCGGGCAAUGUCAGAAUCUGCCACAAUGGUCAUGAAGAAGGUUCUAGAAGUUUACAAAGGAUUUGAAGAUGUUAACACUUUGGUGGAUGUAGGAGGAGCAACUGGAACCAUAUUAGGAGUCGAGCAUGUCUCCGGAGACAUGUUUAUAGAAGUUCCAAAGGGAGAUGCCGUCUUUAUGAAAUGGAUACUACAUGAUUGGACGGACGAACAUUGUGUAAAGAUACUAAAGAAUUGCUGGAAAAGUUUACCGGAAAAAGGAAAAGUGAUUAUCGUAGAGAUGAUUACACCAGUAGAAUCAAAGAGUGGCGAAUUUUUCUCUAACACCGUGUUUGCCAUGGACUUGUUGAUGCUAACACAAUGCUCGAGUGGUAAAGAGAGAUCUCUUUUGCAGUUUGAGAAUUUAGCAUUUGAUUCAGGGUUUCUCCGAUGUGAAAUCAUCUGUCAUGCAUAUUCCUAUUCUGUUAUCGAAUUUCAUAAAUAGAUUGGAAGUUACGAAGAUAAAACAAUGAUUGGUUUGGUGCAAGGGGAAACUACGACCUAAAAUGCUGGUACUAUGUAUUUCAUAAAUAAAGCACGAGGGGAAUAUAGUUUCAUGGUAUUGGUUUGUUAUAUUUUUCAUUUCAAGAGUAGUGUGGGGAUUGCAGUAUCAACGAAGUGUAAUAUUUGUGAUAAGGAUUUAGUUUCAACUAUGCUUAACUGUCAUAAUUAAAUGUGAAAAUGCGUUCUGUCUUAUGCUAAAACUCCUU